Messenger RNA from Alternaria burnsii, 1944 nucleotides. RefSeq lists its product as uncharacterized. Lineage: Eukaryota; Fungi; Ascomycota; Dothideomycetes; Pleosporales; Pleosporaceae. The transcript is spliced from 3 exons. The annotation marks the transcript as partial. The record is from RefSeq and is a predicted model, not a curated record.
GAAGAUGUUUCCGGCCAUCCUGGGACCUCUUUGUACGUCAACGAACAAUGGAUUAAUCUCGAUGUUCUCCGGCGUCGCAUUUCGCUUUGCGAUGUGAAUCAUGGUGAAAGAUGUGGAAGAGGUCGCUUGUCCAGAAAAGAAGACAUGAUUAGACCACGAUAUCUUGUUGAUACCUACCGUGCUUGCCUUGUACAUGGAGAGGCGGUCCAGUCAGAAUAUGUUGCACUGAGCUACCAGUGGGGUCAAAUCGACAGCCUUCGAAACAACAUCCAGCUCUGCAAAGAUCUCUUAGUUCCAGGCUCACUCGCGACGGAAGGGGUUGCCUCAAGGAUCCCGCAAACGAUUAAAGAUGCGUUUGAAAUGGUGAAACUUCUACGCUACCGCUAUCUAUGGGUAGACUCGCUUUGUAUUGUUCAAGACGACCAUCAGCAACUACGGUCUGAGCUGUCGCAAAUGCAUCGAAUUUACAACAGCGCUACUUUUACCAUCAUCGCGAAAGACGGACUUGAUGCAAAUUAUGGGCUGCGUGGUCUCAAAGACAUUACUGCACCCCGGCGCCACAAGCGGACAUAUGCCAGGUUAUCAAACUCGGAGAUCCUUGUUCAGACAAACUCUAUGUCGACCCAUGACAACCGUAUUCCUAGCAAGUAUCAGGAAAGAGCAUGGACAUUUCAAGAGCAGCUUAUGUCCAGGCGUGCGAUUCACUUUGCAUCAGGAGCCAUUGAAUGGCAGUGUAACCACGGGAGCCAAGCAGAGUACGAUCUCUUGCUGCCUGAUCACUUGUACAAGCGGAGUGACUUUCAGUUCCAAUCGAUCACAAGAAAUAUGCCAACACCAAUGGGGCUCAAUACAGCAAUAGGACUUUAUAACCAACGCGAGUUGAGUUUUCCAGAGGACGCAUUCGCUGCAUUCGCUGGAGUACAAUCUAUGCUGGAACGCAACCAUGCGGACAGGUUCCUCUACGGAGUGCCAGAAUUCUGGUUUGACAUAGCCUUAAACUGGACGCCAUCAUCACAUGAAGGAAUCGUAAGACGUGUGCCUUCGGAGCAGCAUCGAUCGUUCCGACAGCCCUAUCAGCUACCUAGUUGGUCAUGGCUUGGUUGGGCAGGUCAGGUUGCAUUUCCAGCGGACGCAGGACUCAGGAUGAACGACCGCUAUCCCAACCCUUGCUUCACAGUACCUGUUACGACGUGGUAUACGACGCCUAUCCCAUCAUCCGCUGACAAAAGAACAAUCGGCUCGGGAUGGUACAAGCACAGACUAUUAGUGCGUGAUACUUCAGACAUACUUCCAACCGGGUGGAAGCGCAUUUGGAUGGACGAUGAAGAUCUGAAAAAGCUUGCAUUAGGGAAAAGCGUUGUACCAGACUGUUUAUUGGAGCAGAAAUACUACUUCAAGCACGAUAAAGCGGAACUCAAGUACCGGUAUCCGUUUCCCACCUCCUUGCCUUAUCGAGGCGAACAAGAAGCACCGUCGUUACAAACAGCGUAUCUCUUUGCCAGGACCGAGCGUGCUUACAUGUGCGGCCAGAUCAUAUCGCCUACGCGCGUACGGUACAAGCGUGAUGGAUACAGUUUUUCCAUGUGGCUCACACGAUCAAAUGGUCAACAUGUUGGCUACAUACAGCUCCACAACAGCAAUGACAUGGAAGCAUUUGGACCAUCCGAAAGCCCGCACUCAAUGGAGCUUGUAGCAACUUGCAAAGGAUACACCGCAAAUGUAUCAGUAGUCGGAGAAGACUGGAACGUGUUUCCAAGCGAAGAAGGAGGUAAUGAACAACGUCGUAUCGGAAGGCAUCUUUUCAGAACGCCCAGGGCAUGCUACUUCGUACUGUGGAUCGAAUGGAUCGAUGGUGUUGCCUACCGAAAGGCAAGCGGCGCGGUUGCUGCAGAGGCUUGGGAGCAGGAUAGGGAGAAAGAGCUUGUGGAUCUUAUCCUGGGGUGA